This is a messenger RNA of Mytilus trossulus (common blue mussel), 3021 nucleotides long. RefSeq lists its product as uncharacterized. The record is from RefSeq and is a predicted model, not a curated record. The transcript is spliced from 13 exons. NCBI's taxonomy places the organism in Eukaryota, Metazoa, Mollusca, Bivalvia, Mytilida, Mytilidae. Gene Ontology annotation, molecular function: protein binding. Gene Ontology annotation, biological process: signal transduction. Bases 1 to 2994 code for a protein of 997 amino acids.
AUGCAAAGACUUGCACAACAACAACAAGAGCUAAUGGUAUUGAUAGCAAAAACAGAAACCCUGAUUAUUAAAAUUGAAAGUGACGCAGCUGUGUCUGAAUCCGAUAUAACUGAGGUCAAAAACCAAAUGAACAAAUGGUGCAAUGUUUUGGAAACAAUAGCAGAACAGGAAAGCAGAAAAAAGGCAGAAAAAGAAGAAGAAAAAAGAGAAAAAGAAGAAGAAAAAAGAAAAAAAGAAGAUGAAAAAAGGAAGAAAAAGGAAGAGGAAGAUAGAAUGAAAAGACAAGCAAAAGAAGCAGAAGAAAGUAAGCGAAGGGACAGAGAAGAAGAAAAAAGGAAGAAAAAAGAAGAUGAAAAACGAAAAAAAAGUGAGCAAAAAGACGCAGAACGAGAGAAAAAAGAAGCAGAAGAACGGAGGAAAAGAGAAUUGAAAGAAAAAGAACAAAGAAAGAAAACGGAAAAGGAAGAAUCAGAACGACGAAAAAAAGAAGAGGAAGAACGAAAAAACAGAGAGAAGAAGGAAAAAGAACAACAGCAAAAAGAAGAGGAAGAAUAUGGGAAAAGAGACCAAGAAGAAGAAAGUAAACAAAAUAAAUACGAAGAACUACAUGAGGCCGAGGAGAAACGAAGAAAACAAGAGAUCGAAAAGAAGAGGAAAGAUUGGAAAAACUGGCCACAUUUCAUUUAUAAAAACGCAAAACCAAAUAAAUUCCAGCAGGAAGUCUGCUGUGUUAUAAUCACAAUGCCAAAUGGAAUUCAGGAGAAGGAUUUUAUCUGUCAAAGCUUUGACGCUGAUGAAGAUCUUGAUAAGUGUUUGGAAUCUAAUGACGAGCAAAAUAUAUCAUCUGUUAUCACAAUACAAAACACGAAAAGAGGAACGGAAUUUGAGUUGCCAAUUCGAGUGUAUGUGCCUAUAGUAUCGCAUGAUCAGAUGCUCGUACCAACCUUAAAGUUCAGAGUUGAAGGUCAAACAUGGAGACACGGAAAAACACUUCCUGAUAAAAUACAACUUCCAAAUGUGAAGGAUGUUUCCUUUGUUGGAAUAGAAAUACCUCUUAAGAAACUUGAAACUAUUCAGUGUGUUGCGGUUGCCAGACACAAUAAAUAUGAAAUCGAGGUUGACGAAGAAGGAAAAACAUUUGAACCAGAAGUUGAUCGGAAUAUCAAGGUCAAGUUUCAACGAGGAGCUUUUGCUGGAAAAACAAUUGUUACUACAAAGGCAUUAUCCUGUACCAAUGCGGACAUCAAAAUGGCUUCAAAAAAGCACAAAGAGCUUCAAAAUAUCAAAAUAGCUGGUUCUUAUAUAAAUAUAUCAUGUGAACACACAACAAUGGAAGAUUCUGAUUUAGAGAUGUAUGAUUUGGGAUUUAUUGUUGACAAAAAAUUACAGAAGAAUCAAUCCGUUAACCAAGAGACACUUAAUAGAUGUAGUAGAUGGCUUGUCAACAAUCUAAACCCCGAUGAAGAUGUAUUUCCAUUAGAUGAUGUCUUUGAUAGUGAUUUUGUAGAAGACCUAAAGACGCAAGAGACAGACGGAGACAAGAAUCGUAUGAUUCUCCGUCAUUUACACGAUUCGAAUUCAGAUAGUGACUUCGACAAAUUUUUAGUCGGAUUAGAAUCUUCGCAUCCAAUCCUGGCAAAUAGGAUGAACAGCGUAAAAUAUAAUGUUAAACUGUGUCGAAAAGCAGAAGACUCAUAUUCGGAGGACGAUUUUGCCAGUGAUUUUGAUCCAGAUUUUGAAAAGAAGGAGGGUACACUUUGUAUAGUUUCAAAGGUGACAGGAAAAAGUUGGAACCUUGUACCAGUAAAGACAUCUUUAGAACAUCCAAAGGCAAGAUUUGUGAAACUUCCGUCUGGAAAUGAUAAAUAUCAAUUUUUAGGGCUAGUUGUUCCGGAUAACAUGACAGAAGAAGAUAUCUGCAGGGCAGCUGAAAUACUUGAAGGAUUGUUUUGUGUCACUUAUGUUUCAAUAAUAUGUCGUCAAAAGCAUCAGAAUCUCCAUGAUGUGAUUAUUGAAUGUGUAAGAUCUGAAAAUGUAGCCUCUACGAUGAAAGCUUUGGAUUCUAUAGGAUACAAUGAGGGACCAGCUGCGAGUUCAGAAUUUGGUGUUGUUGAUGGAGAAGAAAUAGAAAUAAAGUUUGAAUCAAAUCUUUAUUUAGAGCGUCUAAAACAUUCACCACUGAAGAUUAAAUUUUAUAAAAAUCUCCAAUCUGAUAGAUAUUCUGAACACCUAGAAGUCGUCAGUAAGGCAGAGCAAGGAGAAGACAUCGCAUAUCAUGGCUAUCUUAAGUACAGCGUUUCUCUCGGGCGUUUGUCUUCAUCAAGAACAGGUUCACUUGUAGUAUACAUUCCAAAGCCUCUGGGGGAAUUACUUGGCAACUUUCCAUAUACAAUUGAUGUACCAGCGAAGGCACUGGCUAAAUUUAUCGCUUGGCAGUUGACACGUACAAACUCAAAUUCAACUAAAUGGGUGGUACUUGGUGGGUACCUUACUGACCGUGACCAAAAUCUUUAUUUUCAAAUCUGUAAGAAUAUUGACCAAAAAGCAACAAAAGCGCAACAACGAGAGAGAUGCGAACAGUACAUUUUGUAUUGGGCAAAUCAUCACGCACCGUCAGAAUCAGAUAAGGUCGAGAAGAUAAUAGCGUCUCAUCAUGAUGCAAAAUUAGAAUCAGAAGCGCAUCAGUUCAUCAAACCAUACCUUCCUGGAAAAGGAAUAUUUUCAAACGAUAGCCUAGAAAAAAUGGCAUUUGCAAUUGCUGGUGAAUGGGAAUCAAUGGCGAGACAACUUGGUUUUACGAACGAUGAAAUCAAUGUCAUCGAAACUAGUCAACCAGCAGAUGUAAAAAAGACUCUUAGAAUGUUAGAUUUAUGGCGACUGUCAGAUAACGCGAUACAGAAAGGAACAGAUCUUGUAAAGAAUUUCCAUGAAACAGCAAAGUCAGCGAAAUGUGGAGCAAAAUUGCUAACCAUUAUAUCUAAAAAUGUAAAUUAAGCUCAUGAGGCACAUUAACUUAUAAAC